Scheffersomyces coipomensis is the source of this 1378-nucleotide messenger RNA. RefSeq names its product ubiquitin-protein ligase peroxin 10. Gene Ontology annotation, molecular function: zinc ion binding. Lineage: Eukaryota; Fungi; Ascomycota; Pichiomycetes; Serinales; Debaryomycetaceae. The record is from RefSeq and is a predicted model, not a curated record. The transcript has 3 exons. Gene Ontology annotation, cellular component: peroxisomal membrane. The coding region runs from base 157 to 1119 and encodes 320 amino acids. Gene Ontology annotation, biological process: protein import into peroxisome matrix.
GACAUUACUAAAUGUCGCAUACAUUAAAUCUCGUUUUUUACCUCGGCCAAAUUGGUUUGGUUACUAUGGAGAAAAAUGAAAACUGGAGAAGAAUCAUAAACUAUACAUUAUUAAUUACCAUUUAAAGCAGUUCAACAGGCAAAAAGUAUAAACAACAUGAGUAGUGUCAAUGAACGUUCAUUGCCGUUUGCUGAUGCUGCAACGAUAGUCAGAGCACAUCAAAAGGAUGCUUAUUUUGAAUCAUCAUACCGAACUCAAUUAAAUGAAAUCCUUCAAUUAUUCAAAGGUCAAAGAUUUGUCAACUCAUAUCCUGAAGAAAUCACCAUAGUGGCGAAAGCAUUGUACUUGGGUUUAACUACAUUAAUUGGGGCUCGUACUUUAGGUGAAGAAUAUGUUGAUUUGAUAUAUGUGAAUCGAUCAGGUAAGAAAAUACCCAAGUUGUUACCUCGAUUAGGAUUCAUUCUUUCAUAUGCUAUCUUGCCUUACCUUAUCUCCAAAAUAGUUAAAAAAUUCAAAUAUAAAGAGCAAGAUGAGAAAGAUACAAGUGUAUGGGUUAAAUUAAUGUCAUCAUAUUUUAAAGUUCUUGAUACAUUCUUAAACAUUCAUAUAGCUGUAUUUUAUUUCCUGGGUGAAUUUUAUUCAUUAUCAAAACGACUUUUUGGGUUAAGAUAUGCAUUUGGUCAUAAUAAAGAUAUAAAUAGUGUGAAAGCCACUGGGAAUUAUUCUCUUUUGGGUGGGGUUAUAAUCCUUCAAUUCAUCAUAAAGGGAUUGAUUAAGUUAAAGGCAUAUAAUGAUGAACAAAGUAAAGAAGAUAGAUUAGAUAAAGAACAAGUUGAUAAAGAUUGGAAGAGAAUAUCUGAUAUAGAUGAAUUAAAAGAUAUUUCAGAAGAUAGCGAAAAUAAUUUUGAUAUUGAUUUAUCAGAUCCAAAGCAAUUACCUUAUUUACCAGAAUCUUCUCGAACUUGUAUGUUAUGUUUAUCUCCUAUGGUUAAUCCAUCAGCUGCUAAUUGUGGUCAUUUAUUCUGUUGGGAUUGUAUACUUGAUUGGCUUAAAGAUCAUCCUGAAUGCCCAUUAUGUAGACAACAAUGUUUACAACAACAUUUAUUACCUCUUAAAUAGGCAAAAUCACUUCUUACGUUAUCAUGAUCAACCUACAUGUCUCUUAUGUCUAGUUAAUAUAAGUAUUUAGUAGUUUUAAUUUAGUAUGAACUCUUUAACUUACGUGAAUGUUUUUAUGCAGGAAAUUUGCUUAGUAUAUUUUUGUUGAAUAUCAAAUACGAUUUAUGAAGUAUGUAAGAUCUAUAACAGUAAUGUUCAUAAGAUAAUGGCAUUCAAAUUAAAAUGGCCAAUACUUGGUGUGAUAGUAAAUUCCAUGUAU